CAGGUGCCCCUAAAUUCAAUGAUUUCUUAAGAAGUCAUGCAAAUAAGCCAAAAAGGGUUUGGCUUCUAGAACAGAGUGGGGUGGGGAUCCUAGUUAGUAAUGGCCAGAUUGGGCCUAGUUGCCCUUCAGCCAUCUGCUCUAAUUACAUUUUCUUAGAUUCUGUAUUUGUCCAUUUACACUUUUAUCACCAGGGGCAAACUAACAGCCGCGACUGUUGACAUCUUCCCUGUAACCCAGCUUUGGCAAGCACCUGAAAAUCAUGUUACAGACCCUCUGGCCAAUCCCAUGUCCAUAUCCCCAACCACCUCCUCUCUCUAACCCUCACACACCAAGCCAAUAUUUCCCCUGUGCCAGGUCACUCAGGACCAGGUACCUAUAGAGAGAGACUGCUCCUGUGGCCUGGAGCAUGUCCACAUUACUUAAGCAGGCCAGUCCUAGGCUGUUGCCCUGUCCUGCAUUGCCUGUCCCAUGGAAAACACAAUGAAGGUUCUGGGCCCUGCUUUUCCCUUGAUCCUUCCAUCUCCUGACCAACCCCGGUGCUUCCCCUUUGGCCCUCUGUGGCAUGGUGUGCCCCUCCUCUUUGGAAAUGUAAGAAUAAACUUAUUUCCAUAUCAGUGACCUCUCCAUGUCAUUACUCAGCCACCUUUAUAAAUUAAGACUCAGGCACAAAUCACCAUCGCCCCCAAAGACACAGCUCUCACCAGUGUUACAGUCAGGAAGAGCAGAAUGUUUUGUUUUCAUGGAUAAUUAGGAAGGCUUAAACCACAUAACACAAGCCUUUUCAAUCUGUCCCUCCCCCUUACCACCUUUCAGAGAUUGUUUUUAGGUAAGAUAUUUUCUUUCUGAGUUCUUAAUUCGCAGUCUAUUUACAGGUGUGGAGAGAGAAGAAAACAGAAGACAGAUGCUCUGCCAGAAUCCAGUCUGGAGCAUUUGAAACUCAGUUAUAAGACCCAAUUAUGAGUGAUCAAAUCAAAUUCAUUGUGGACAAUCUCAAUAAAGAGCCUUUUAGGAAGAACUAUAAUUUAAUCACAUUUGAUUCCCUGGAGCCAAUGCAACUAUUGCAAGUUCUCAAUGAUGUUCUGGCUGAAAUUGACCCAAAGCAAGUUGUUGAUAUCAGAGAGGAGAUGCCAGAGCAAACAGCCAAAAGGAUGUUGAGCCUUCUUGGUAUCCUUAAAUAUAAACCUCCAGGAAAUGCCACAGACAUGAGUACCUUUCGUCAGGGUCUGGUGAUUGGAAGUAAACCUGUAAUUUAUCCAGUACUCCACUGGCUUCUUCAGAGGACUAAUGAACUGAAGAAAAGAGCAUAUUUAGCUCGUUUUUUAAUAAAACUUGAGGUACCAAGUGAGUUUCUUCAGGAUGAAACUGUGGCUGAUACCAAUAAACAGUAUGAAGAGCUAAUGGAAGCCUUUAAAACUUUGCAUAAAGAAUGUGAGCAACUUAAGACAUCUGGAUUUUCUACAGCAGAAAUAAGAAGGGAUAUCAGUGCAAUGGAGGAAGAAAAGGAUCAGCUCAUUAAGAGAGUUGAACGUUUGAAGAAAAGGGUGGAGACAGUUCAGAAUCAUCAACGGAUGCUUAAAAUAGCAAGGCAACUUCGAGUUGAAAAAGAGAGAGAAGAAUUUCUUGCACAACAGAAACAGGAACAAAAGAAUCAGCUAUUUCAUGCAGUGCAGAGACUGCAAAGAGUACAAAAUCAGCUGAAAAGUAUGCGCCAUGCAGCAGCAGAUGCAAAGCCUGAAAGUUUAAUGAAGAGGCUAGAGGAGGAGAUAAAAUUUAAUUCUUAUAUGGUUACUGAAAAAUUUCCUAAAGAAUUAGAAAGCAAGAAAAAAGAAUUGCAUUUUUUACAAAAAGUGGUUUCAGAGCCUGCAAUGGGCCAGUCUGAUCUUCUUGAGCUUGAAUCUAAAAUAAAUGAAAUAAACGCACAGAUCAAUCAGCUGAUUGAAAAGAAAAUGAUGAGAAAUGAGCCAAUUGAAGGCAAACUCUCACUAUAUAGGCAACAGGCAUCCAUUAUUUCUCGUAAAAAAGAAGCCAAAGCUGAGGAACUUCAGGAAGCAAAGGAGAAGUUGGCCAACCUAGAGAGAGAGGUGUCAGUGAAGACAAAUCAGACCCGUGAAUUUGAUGGCACCGAAGUUUUGAAGGGAGAUGAAUUCAAACGAUACGUCAGUAAACUUCGAAGCAAGAGUACAGUGUUCAAAAAGAAGCAUCAAAUAAUAGCUGAAUUUAAAGCUGAAUUCGGUCUCUUGCAGAGGACAGAGGAACUUCUUAAACAACGUCAUGAAAAUAUUCAACAUCAACUGCAAACUAUUGAAGAGAAAAAGGGUAUAUCUGGGUAUAGUUACACCCAGGAAGAGCUAGAACGGGUAUCCGCACUGAAGACUGAGGUCGAUGAGAUGAAAGGCCGAACGCUCGACGACAUGUCUGAAAUGGUAAAAAAACUGAAUUCACUGGUAUCUGAAAAGAAGUCAGCCCUAGCCCCAGUUAUAAAAGAACUACGACAGUUGCGUCAGAAAUGUCAAGAACUAACCCAGGAGUGUGAUGAAAAGAAAUCCCAGUAUGAUAGCUGUGCAGCAGGCCUCGAAAGCAAUCGAUCCAAAUUAGAACAGGAGGUCAGGGGACUCCGUGAAGAAUGUCUUCAAGAAGAAAGUAGAUACCAUUACACAAAUUGUAUGAUUAAGAACCUAGAAGUACAGCUUCGUCGAGCUACCGAUGAGAUGAAGGCCUAUGUCUCUUCUGAUCAGCAAGAAAAAAGAAAGGCAAUUAGGGAGCAGUAUACAAAAAAUAUUGCUGAACAGGAGAAUCUUGGAAAGAAACUCCGAGAAAAACAAAAAGCUGUACGAGAAAGUCACGGUCCGAAUAUGAAACAAGCGAAAAUGUGGCGUGAUUUUGAACAGUUGAUGGAAUGUAAGAAACAGUGCUUUCUGAAACAACAAAGCCAAACUCCCAUGGGUCAGGCAUAUACCCUACAGUUAGUGACUAACGAGCAUGAAUCAAAGGCUUGUUUCUACAAAUGGUUCUAGGCGCUUACAUCAUUCCUCUUGUUUGGCAUGAAGGAGUGUUUAGCCCUAGGGAGUGGGUAAGUAAGCAGCCUGAUGAUUAACUUCCAUUAAACCUGGUUAUUUCAAUAACUUAUACAUUGUAGUGAAUGUAAGAUCUAGAUUGUGUAUACAAGGAGUCCUUCAUUUUUAAACAAUCUGUGGCAGCCAGGAGACUUUUUUUUAAAGUUGUACUUUUAUUAAAUACGUAAUUGUGUCUCUACCCAGAAGGAGCUGCUGGCUUAGCUCCUCCUCCCUUUCCUUUUAAUGAGAACUGUUUAAUUAGAGCUGUUUCGUGUAUGACAGCCAGGCAUGAGGGGAGCAU
This is a messenger RNA of Mustela erminea (ermine), 3354 nucleotides long. It is a transcript of the gene IFT81, whose product is annotated as intraflagellar transport 81. Gene Ontology annotation, molecular function: tubulin binding. The transcript has 20 exons. The record is from RefSeq and is a predicted model, not a curated record. Gene Ontology annotation, cellular component: centrosome; intraciliary transport particle B; cilium. Gene Ontology annotation, biological process: intraciliary transport; cilium assembly. NCBI's taxonomy places the organism in Eukaryota, Metazoa, Chordata, Mammalia, Carnivora, Mustelidae. The coding region runs from base 957 to 3014 and encodes 685 amino acids.